Chara braunii is the source of this 4883-nucleotide messenger RNA. The record is from the annotation of a GenBank genome assembly. Lineage: Eukaryota; Viridiplantae; Streptophyta; Charophyceae; Charales; Characeae.
UCAGCAGUGACACGUCAGACACAGUGCCACAUCAGCAGUGCCACGUAAGCAACGUCAGCAACAUGACGGGCCUGCCAGGCCAACUGGCCAAUGAGCCCGUUGCCGACUACAAAAAGCGCUUCCAGGCUCAGCUCGCUGUAAUCGAGGCUGAGGAACAACGCCAGCUGGCAGCCAAGGCUGCCCAGCUACAGGCUGACGAAGCGGCAGCAGCGGAGAAGCUCCGGCUACAGGCCGAAGCAGACGCAGAGGCCCAGGCUCGCCGCAAGGAAGCCCAGGAUCUGCUGCAGCGGCAUGAGGCAGCCAGCGUUGACAGACUCAAAUUCUGGCACUUUGAACCCAACGGCGACGACGCGACACCGGAAGAGCAGCAUAAGGAGUUUCUCUCCAAACUCGUGACACGGUUGUUGUACACUUGCAACUACCAACAGUCCGAGUUGGAGAAACAGUACCAGGACCUGACGCAACAGCAUCAGGAGUUGGCGAAGCUCCGCCGCACGGUGCAGAGCCACGAGGAUGCAACUCGGGCACUCAAUGCCCGAAUGCUGGACCUGGAACAGGCUGUACCAAGACCAACUGCUGGGGCUUCAAGCAGUGCAUCCUCUAGCCCCCAGCUGGAGGAACGCGUUGACCACGUAGUGGCAAUGCUCGGCGACAUCAGCACCUUCGCUGCGCCGACCACCAUCAGCAGUCAACUGCAUACCUUGAAGACCGAGUUCCGGCAGCUGCAGUCGACGAACGCAGAUGGCAAUCCGAAGUUGUACAAAAUGCCAACUUUCCAACUGGACAGGUUCGACGACUACACGCAGCAGGAUCCGGUCCUCUGGUGGGAAGCAUUCACAACGCAACUAAGGAUUCUGCCCGUCGCCAAGCACGCGUACAUCGGCGCCCUGUUCAUGAACUCAAAGGGCGGAUGCCAGACCUGGUUGACCCACUUGGCAACCUCCCACGGCGUCGACGUACCGGACUUGAAGGACAAAAUCACAUGGGAGGAACGGACACGGCUGUGGAAGAAGCGGUUCAUCGUCGACGACGCGCCAGCACUCGCCAUCAACCGUCUGUUCACCAUGUCACAGGGCAACACCGCAACACGGGAUUGGCUCACGGAGUGGCAGAAGAUUGCGACAGUGCCCAAUCUGGACUUGCCAUUCAUGCAUUUACGCCGUGAGUUCUACAACAGGUUAUGUGCUGCAUUGAGCCAGACUCUUGGUGAUCGCGAGCAGUACUCAACCUUCGCUGAGAUCAUUGACAAGGCGAGGGAAAUCAUCAAGAUCAACAGGUCAGCUGCACACGAGAAGUCAACAUGGCAGCCGACCUAUGUGGAGAAGGUACGAACUGGUCCGCGACAGCAGCACUUCGCUGCAGUCCAGUCGGACAGUGGAGAUAACCUAGCAGCCACUCCAGCAUCAAGUGACGGAGAUCAGGUGGCUGCUGUCCAGCCGCGAAGCAACAACAAGUCCCGCAAUAAUGGGAAGGCGAAAUCCGCAUCGCAGGCCGGAAAUGCACAGCCAGUACAAAUUCCAUGGGUCAAGUUCGGCUUGACCGAGGCGGAGUACAAGGUCCGCGGCCAAGGUGAGGCGACUCCACCUUCCACUCCGCCAGAUUCGGCCGCCUUGCUAGCGGCCUCCUACACAUCUGGGGAGGAUGCGAAUGUCGCAGGUUCUCGUUACACUUACGAGGACUAUGCUGUCCACUUGGUUCCACCGCUGGACCAACCGCUCCACGUGCAACAAAUUACUGCAUGCACGGUUUCAUCACCAUCGGCAACCGAUUCGGCAGCUUCGCCGCCAUCUAUCGUCAGGGAUUCAUCGUCGUGGUCAAGACUUGAGGUGCUCGACCCACUGACAUUCACAGACUUCCAGUGGAUGCCCGUUCCCUCGACCGGACGAUUGCCGAAACCGCAUUGCAACGUGCUUAUGGCACAAUUGCGGGACUACUUGCACACUGCAGUACCAGCUCCGUUGAUGGACGCCGGAGUAGAGGUUGUCGACCUUCACGCUUACAUUGCGAAGAUCGACUGCGAGUUCAAGACGCAACGACGAUCAGAAACGUCGGCCCUCUCCCACGCAUCGACGAUCUUCUCGAGCGACUGGGCGGCGCCAAGUUCUUCUCCAAGCUUGAUCUCAAGUAAGGAUAUCACCAACUCGAGAUCCGGCUGGAGGAUCGCUACAAGACCGUGUUUAAGACGUGAUAUGGGCAUUUCGAAUGGCUGGUUAUGCCAUUUGGCCUUACGAAUGCCCCGGCCACUUUCCAAGCACCUAAUGACAACGGAGUUCCGACACAUGCUGGAUCGAUACGUACUUAUCUACCUCGACGACAUCCUGGUGUACAACUGGAGUUUGGAGGAGCAUGUGGAACACCUGCGCACCGUUUUGGAGCGGCUACGACAAGUCAAGUACAAGGCCAACCGAGAUAAGUGUGAAUUCGCGCGGCAGGAGCUGGAGUACUUGGGCCAUUAUGUGACGCCGCAAGGCAUCCGUCCGCUCGUGGACAAGAUCGAGGCCCUACGAUCGCCAAAGGUGCCAUUCGUAUUCGAUGACGACGCUCGCCGGUCAUUCCAAGCACUUAAGACGGAUAUGCUUAUGGCACCCGUCCUUAGCAUCUAUGACCCCACCUUGCCGACGAGAGUGACUAUGGACGCUUCCGGCUAUGGCAUUGGGGCAGUCUUGGAACAGCACAACGGCGACGACUGGUACCCUGUGGAGUAUUUCAGCCACAAAAAGCCUCCCAUCAACUCCCUUGAUGAUGCAAGGAAGAAGGAGCUACUCGCAUUCGUCAUUGCUCUCAAACGAUGUCGGCACUUCCUCCUUGGGCGUCGUAGGUUCACAUGGGUUACGGACAACAAUCCAUUGACCUACUACAAGACGCAGGAUACGGUGAGCAGCACGAUCGGACGAUGGAUGUACUUCAUCGACCAGUUUGACUUCACACCGAAACAUCUUCCCGGCCUCUCAAAUCGCGCAGCAGAUGCACUCUCGCGAAGACCUGAUCUUUGCGCUAUGACACAUCAUGCCUUCGCAUUCGACGAGGAGCUUCAGCGACAUUUCAUCCGGGCAUACAAGUCUGAUCCGGACUUCGCCACGCUGUAUGCACAGCUAUCUUCGGAUCACCCGCCGGCCAGCCACUACCGCAUUGCCGACGGGUACUUGCUCCUCCACUCGAGAGCCAAGGACUUACUAUGUGUCCCACGCGACCGCCGUCUUCGGACUCGCCUCCUCGGCGAGUAUCAUGAUUCGCGACUCGCCGGCCAUUUCGGAAUAGUGAAUGCUGGUGUAGGUCUUGUGGCAUGUGGUGUCGCCAAAGAUGUUGGGGAAGGCGUGGCUCGUGCCUCCGAGGUGCAUCAGUCAGGAAAGGCCUUGCAGGUGCUCAAUGCAUGGGUCAAGCUCUCUCAGGAUUUGAGAAAAGCAGAAGAGGAGGCUACAUCCACAUCCUAGGGAGAAGACGUGAUUUUUGAGCUCAUCCUUCUACUUAAACCACCACUCCAUGCGGAUUUUCGUUCAUUCACUUGUGUUCUUGCUGCCAAUCUUUCUCUGACCUGCCCAUUCAUUAAUUCAUUCGUAUCGUCAUUAAAGUGUCAUUUCCCCGGAUGGCGAAAGGGGUCCACACCAAGAUACGAGGAGGCGGCGAGCAGGUGUGGCCUAACGGCGGGCGGCGGAAUUUGGGUUCCCCACCUUUGGCGAUUUUUUGCUGUCUUUUUUUUUUGACGAAAAAUUCUGAAAACGAUCAUGGAUGUAGGACAGGUUCUGCCUUGGUUGGGAAACGUUUUCUACAAAAACGAAGCAAAUUUGCAAACCUGGUAAAUUAUCGAAAUCCUUUUGCUGGCCGGAGAAGAGGAAAAGUGCAAAGUAGAAGUUUCACGAAGAUGCAAACCGAGUGCCUAUGCUUGCCUCCCUUUGCUGUGACAUAGUAGACUGACCAUUCAGGCUGCGAAAGGCCAAGACAGUUGUAAACACCAGGUUUGACAAAUUAGGUUCUGGUGUGGUAGUGGUUUAAGAACGUACUCACACGAGGACUCUUCUGCAUGUGUCAGACUGCAGUUACCGCCGUCUCUGGGUGUAUCUGGCCACAAUUACGUCCAGGGCUGAGUAGAAAAACUCCUAGUGCGAGUAUGGCCUCACUCAGUCAGUCUCAAUCUCUUGAGCAGGGAGGGAGGAGGGGGGUUUUGGGCAACUUGCGAUUUUGAUGUGAGUUGAAUUCAAUUGGUGGGAAGUUUGCUGGAAUAAUUAUGACAGAAGGAUAGAGACGAUGACGACCUGUUUGUACAUCCGUACGUACAUUGACAUGCACGUGUAUCACAUUCGUAAGGUGCAAGUGGGCCACUAUGACACACGGGGAUGUAGACAGCUGGCAUUCAACUAAAUCGAUUUGGCGAGCCUUGUAUGUGAGAUCCACAGUAAAGGGACAACUAUAAGAAAUAUUGGAGAAACUCUGAAACCGUGAGAACUGCAGAGAAAAGGCAGACAAACGGUUUCAGUGUGUUUCAUGCUGUCUGCUAUUUUCCUUGUCUGCUCUUUUAGUUUUUUUCCCUCUCUUUCAGUUGAUAGAUAGGUGACAAUAUAUAGGCAUGUAUGACUAUAGGCAUCGGUACUGCUCAGUGAGUACGGCUUUGGUUCUUUGGUUCUAGAUGUGAGAGGAAGAAAUGGUGUGUUGUCUCAACCCGUAUGUAUCUGCAACCCUGUACGGAAGCAGGGAGGGGGGGGGGGUUAGGGAGAUGGAGUUCUUGAUGCGUUGGACCCUCCCCUGCCACACCCUGACACACAGAAGUGAAGAUUAUCAUAUAUAAACUCCCAUUCGGGAAUGGCCCCUUUCAAUCUGUGGAGGGCCCCAUCAGCCGAACUGGAGCACUUGUUUGGGUUAUUGGUUAUGUGGAGUUUGCAAACAGUUUC